Grus americana (Whooping crane) is the source of this 1284-nucleotide messenger RNA. RefSeq names its product phosphomannomutase 1 (gene PMM1). The transcript has 8 exons. Gene Ontology annotation, molecular function: phosphomannomutase activity. NCBI's taxonomy places the organism in Eukaryota, Metazoa, Chordata, Aves, Gruiformes, Gruidae. Bases 16 to 963 code for a protein of 315 amino acids. The record is from RefSeq and is a predicted model, not a curated record. Gene Ontology annotation, biological process: GDP-mannose biosynthetic process; mannose metabolic process; protein N-linked glycosylation. Gene Ontology annotation, cellular component: cytosol.
GGGGCCUUCCGAGACAUGGGGGUACGGAUGAGGGGGUUGGUGGAAGGGUCUUCCGUGGCCGCACCGCCCUCCCCGGGCAGCCGCCGCACAUUCGUGCGGCGGCUGCCCGGGAAGGGCGGCGCGGCCGCCAUCGCCUCCUCGUUGCAGUCCCGCCUCCCGUUCAUAGAGGCCGGGUCGUUGUCGGGGAUGGCGGCAGAGACGGCACGGGGUCGGGUGCUGUGUCUCUUUGACGUGGAUGGGACCCUAACGCCGGCUCGGCAGAAAAUCGAGCCGGAGGUGGACGCGUUCCUGCGGGAGCUGCGGGAGAGGGUGCACAUCGGCGUGGUGGGAGGCUCCGACUACGCCAAGAUAGCCGAGCAGCUAGGGGACGGGGACGAAGUCAUCGAUAAGUUUGACUAUGUCUUCGCAGAGAACGGCACAGUGCAAUACAAGAAUGGGCAGCUGGUAUCCAAGCAGGCCAUUCAGGACCACUUGGGGGAAGAGCUGCUGCAGGAUCUAAUCAACUUCUGUCUCAACUACAUGGCACUGCUGAAGCUGCCCAAGAAACGAGGAACCUUCAUUGAGUUUCGCAAUGGGAUGCUGAACAUCUCCCCCAUCGGACGGAGCUGCACCCCAGAGGAGCGAAUCGAGUUCUCCGAGCUGGACAAGAAAGAGCGGAUCCGGGAGAAGUUUGUGGCAGCCUUGCAGAGGGAGUUUGCUGGCAAAGGCCUGCGUUUCUCUCGAGGUGGCAUGAUCAGCUUUGACGUCUUCCCGGAGGGCUGGGACAAGCGCUACUGCCUCAACGUGCUCGAUGACGAGAGAUUUGACACCAUCCACUUCUUUGGGAACGAGACAACCCCUGGAGGGAAUGAUUAUGAAAUCUAUGACGAUCCUCGCACAGUGGGACACAGCGUCCAGUCCCCCCAGGACACAGUCCAGCGAUGCCGUGAAAUUUUCUUUCCAGAGAGAGCAAACGAGUGCUGACUGCCAGGUCCCCGCAGCCCUGCCCCGGCCCCACCUUCUCCCCUCCGCCAGAAAAAGCACCUUCAUUUGAGGAAUCUGCUCAGGGUAGACCGAAAAAAAACCCACUUUCCAGAGCUGGUCAGGAUGUAACGCGUGAGUGCGGGUGGGCGUGCAGGAGGGGACCUUCGCUGAGCAGCCCUUCGGCACUCCUCAUCUACGGCUGGGGCUCGCGGGACCAGACCGUCCUCACCUCCAGCAAAACUUCUCUCUUGACAGUUCAGGCCGUGGUGGGCAGCGAUGCAGAUGUUUUUAUGGUCGGAAAGCGUUUGAAAGGGCCAGUCA